GAAUAUAUAGGGGAGUGGCAAAUUAUUAUGGUUUUGUAGCAGUACAUGAAAAAUGAUUAUAGUGUAGUGCACUUCCUAAAUAAAUAAUGCUAAAUAGCAUUAGUGUUUUAUAGAAUAUAGAAAAUACUAGAGUAAAUUAUCCACAAUUAUUUGAGAAAAUAUUUCACGAAGGUCAUCGGCACCAGUUAUUUGGAUGUCGUACAAAUAGGUGACAUCAAGGACAAAUGGGGCGUUUCAUCCUUAUAGGUGGAUUCUAAUUUCUAAUGUAAUUAGGAAUGGCUCUGCCUCUGUUUUAGAUGUUGCUAAAACUGAGUAGUGGUUUUGAUGUAUUUGUGAUCUAAACAAAAUGCCUUACUUCAAAUUGAUUUUGAAAUGCUUUAAUUAGUCAAAAUUGUAGUUCAUUGUAAUCUUUGUGUUGGUUCAGUGUGUUUAAUCUAAUCUCCCUAUCCUUGGCAUUUUUUCUUCGAAAAUAUAAAAAUGUUCUAGUUGACUUCCAAUCCAAAAUGACCUGAUAUGUAGGUACACUAAUUAUUUCCACUAAAAUAUAAAACUAUAUUUUUAUAAUUUACAGUGGUGAUAAAACUGUUCUAUUGACCAAAUUUUAGGGCGAAUAUGGGUAAGUGGUCCAUCAGAUGUAAAUUUAUAAAUUAGUAUAGAUUUAUAGAUUAGUAAAUUCGGACAGAUGUUUAUAUUCAAAGAAUUGAAACAAAUAUUCAGGGAAGGCAUUUAUUCACUGCUGUAUUUAUUCUGAAAUCUCUAUUCCAGUAUAAUGUAACUAGCUGUUUUCUAGUAUAGGCCAGUGAAAAAUAAAAUAAAUAUGUAAUAUUUUUGUACUAAUUUAACAUAAAUAGUAAUUAUGGCAAAUAAUUCUGAAACAGGAAUUAUCGAUUUACUAUCUAAGUUGGAUGAAGAUAAUUUACUAUCUCUUGGAAGGACUGUUACUCAAGGACUCUUAAAAAUAAAUUCCAAAGAUGAUGCCAUAAAAGCCAUUUUGAAACAUUCACCUGAUACUUUGAGCAUAUUAAGAAGGAAAUCAGUAACCAGGGAAGUUUUGUUUUCAUAUUUGGAUGAAAAAGAUAUAGUUAUGAAGGCACCUAUAACUAAAAAUGAAUUAAUUGACAGAAUUAUGGAAUUUUGGAAUAUAAAACGUGCUGAUGUAAUAACUACAGUCAGUUGUCGAAAUAAUGAAGAAACAAUAAGUGAAACUAAACCACUAAGAGAAGACAGUAAUAGUAUAUCAGCUCUAGCAGAACAGUUUGCAGGUUGGUUCUAUUCUCUAAUGAAUGACGAAGGUGUUGGGCCUGAGAAUUUUUAUCCAGAUGCGAAAAUGAAAAUUAAUCUUCAUUCAAAUAAUGACUGUGACACUAUCGUUGUUGAAGACGAUCCAGACGGUUUGGCACAGCAAUUACUUAGGAUUAAGUUACAACAUGGUAUUUUCUUCAAUCCAAACGUUAGUAAAGAGGGUACCCAAGGAAGAAUGGAUCCCCAUGGAUUGGUAGUAGUUUUAGUUUGUGGCACACUCCAUGUGCAAAAGACAUGCGUAGGUGUUUUUGAACAGGUAUUUUCUCUAGCUAGGGACCCUUUUUGUGAUAACAAUUGGAAAAUUAAAAACUCUGAAUUGAACUUACGAAGUAAAAGUGCGGUGAUGGGACAACCACGUUUGUGUGACAGUGAAUUAACCUCAAAUUUAUUAUCUCUUCCUUCUAGCUAAAGUUAUUAAAAAUAUUAUAAAAACGGA
Messenger RNA from Diabrotica virgifera virgifera (western corn rootworm), 1738 nucleotides. RefSeq lists its product as uncharacterized. The record is from RefSeq and is a predicted model, not a curated record. NCBI's taxonomy places the organism in Eukaryota, Metazoa, Arthropoda, Insecta, Coleoptera, Chrysomelidae. The transcript is spliced from 3 exons. The coding region runs from base 857 to 1711 and encodes 284 amino acids.